This is a messenger RNA of Acanthosepion pharaonis, 708 nucleotides long. Lineage: Eukaryota; Metazoa; Mollusca; Cephalopoda; Sepiida; Sepiidae. The record is from the annotation of a GenBank genome assembly.
AUGCACAGUCUAUCGAUCUGUUUCUAUCUAUCUAUCUAUCUAUCUAUCUAUCUAUCUAUCUAUCUAUCUAUCUAUCUGCUUCAGUGUAUCUAUCUUUCUUUUUUUAUAUAUCUCUCAAUCUGUCUGUCUGUCUAUCUACCUGUUUCAGUUUUUCUAUCUAUCUAUCUAUCUAUCUAUCUAUCUAUCUAUCUAUCUAUCUAUCUAUCUAUCUAUCUAUCUCAUUCUGUUCCUAUCUAUCUAUCUAUCUAUCUAUCUAUCUAUCUAUCUGUUUCAGCGUUUCUAUUUCAUUGUUUCUAUCUAUGUUUAUCUAUCUGUUUCAGUUUUUCUAUCCAUUUCAGUGUUUCUAUCUAUCUAUCGAUCGAUCGAUCGCACGAUCUAUUUCCUUAUUUGUUUGUUUGUUUCUUUCUUUCUUUCUUUCUUUCUAUCUAUCUAUCUAUCUAUCUAUCUAUCUAUCUGUUUCAGUGCUUCAAUCUAUCUAUCUAUCUAUCUAUCUAUCUAUCUAUCUAUCUAUCUAUUUCAGUGUUUCUCUCUAUCUAUAGGAUGAAAAUCUAUCUAUCUAUCUAUCUAUCUAUCUAUCUAUCUAUCAUCUAUCUAUCUAUCUAUCUAUUUCAGUCUCUCUAUUUCAUUGUUUCUAUCUAUCUGCCUAUCUAUUUCAUUUUGACGGAGUUAUUUUUAAGACCCCAUAUAACAAAUGUCAAAAUACAAUGA